AUAUCUUUCCCGAAGCUGAGGUUCGGAGCCCAAACCUCUUUAGUUUGCACCCGAAUCUCCCUUCCCGCUCUCAGCCAUUGACGAUCUCUCUGUACACACUCUCCGUCUCACUCUGCCCUUCGCUUCCUUACUCCAUUGGAGAAAGGGCAGAGCUUUGAGCCCAAAGACAUCUCUCUCUCUCUCUGUGAAGACUUUGAAUGUACUUCCGACGUGCUGCUGACUAGCUCGUGAACGACAAUGGCAAGCAGGAAUUGGCUAGUUGAUGGAAGGACGAUUGCGAAGAAAGUGAAAAAUCCUACAUGGUCCUCUGCUUCCCAGUCCCCGAGUAGAGACUCGGGAGCGAAUCGCGAAUGCCCGAAUUGUCAUCAUUCGAUCGCAAACAAUCAUGACUGGCCUGGGCUGCCUGCUGGUGUCAAAUUUGAUCCAUCUAAAGCAGAACUCCUCGAGCAUUUGGCAGCAAAAUGUGGUGUUGGAGAUGCAAAGCCCCAUGAAUUGAUUGAUGAGUUCAUCCCGACGCUUAAGGAGGAGAAAGGGAUAUGUUAUACCCAUCCCAAGAAUCUUCCUGGUGUCAAGAAAGAUGGAAGCAGCAUGCAUUUUUUCCACAGGACGGUUAAUGCAUAUUCCACAGGCCAAAGAAAGCGCCGUAAGAUUCAGAAUGGCCAGAAUCUGAUUACCGAGAAUGUCCGUUGGCACAAGACAGGCAAGACUAAACCCAUAAUAGAAAAUGGAGUCCACAAAGGAUGGAAGAAAAUCAUGGUCCUUUACAAAAGCUCAGAGAAGGGAUGCAAGCCCCAUAAAUCCAACUGGGUGAUGCACCAGUACCAUCUCGGGACAGAAGAGGAUGAGAAGGGAGGGGAAUUCGUUGUUUCCAAAAUAUCAUAUCAGCCGGAGAAGCAUAGUGACGUAAACGGUGGAACUUCUGCUGUGGAAGAUCUGAGCACGAGCCCGAAGACCCCAAAACCAAAUGCUCCUCCACUGGUUGUGGCGAAAGCUUCCCCCAUAGACGACGUGGACGAUUCUGUUAUUCCUGUAGGGGAUGACCACGAAUGCAAUGAUUGGUUGGUUGGUGAAUCUCAGGCUUAUGAAGAUCAAGUUCAGGGAUUGGAAGAUCCGUUGUUGUGCAAAGAGAUUCUUGAUCCUCAUCCUCAUCCCAUUAAUCCAGGCCUCGAUCAAAUUGUUUGCAGUACCUCGACAAGGAAGGAUGACGAGUCCACUGGAGCUUAUAAUGCUCCCUGUGGAAUAUCCGACCUUGCGAAUCUAGAAUUUGACAGUCCGCCAGAUUUUCUCCAGAACGAUUCGCCAUUGGGCUCCCAAGAAAGUGUACUCGACUGGUUAGCAGGCCUCAUAUGAAGACCUAACAUAACACGGCCGAAGCCUUUUGUACAUUCCCAAUUUUGUUCAUCCUUGGAGGAUCGAUUUUCUUUGGCAGCAAUGUGAAUCGAUCCUCACGGGACAAGGGGACCUUGCUUUUCUUUACGGUUCAAGUUUUUUCCUUGGAUGUCGGUGUUACAUGAUUAGUAAAGUAAUGGUUCCAAGCCUCGAGGGUUCGAAACGUUCCUCUGUUCGGCAGAAGACAUCAAUAACCAUUCGGGCAUCCCGUGUUGUGACAUUUCAAGUAUGUAAUGGCUAAGAAUUUAAGUGGGUCCAUGUUCUUGAUUAAAUCUUGUUGGACAUUUGUCAACUAUUGUGAUUUAUAGUACAUUACAUGCGAGUGCUCGUAUCUUUUAGUCA
Punica granatum (pomegranate) is the source of this 1731-nucleotide messenger RNA. The record is from RefSeq and is a predicted model, not a curated record. Lineage: Eukaryota; Viridiplantae; Streptophyta; Magnoliopsida; Myrtales; Lythraceae.